Molecule: messenger RNA, 861 nt
Organism: Sphaerulina musiva SO2202
Lineage: Eukaryota; Fungi; Ascomycota; Dothideomycetes; Mycosphaerellales; Mycosphaerellaceae
Product: cytochrome P450
Exons: 6
Coding region: 1-861 (286 amino acids)
Molecular function (GO): iron ion binding; oxidoreductase activity, acting on paired donors, with incorporation or reduction of molecular oxygen; heme binding
Source: RefSeq, a predicted model, not a curated record
AUGCACCAAGAUCAACAGAGCUCUAUGCAUCUCAAGGCCUGCAAUCGAAUCGCUGCCCCCGUUAUCAAGCAGAGACUACAAGCUAUCUCCGGCAGAGUAGGCGAGACACACUCGAAGCUAAUCGAGGACUGCUUCCGGCGGGGCGACAGCUUUGAACUAGACCCGACUAUAUUAUGCCGCCGUCUACUCCGACUCAACAUGGCCGCGAUUCAUACUACCAGCAUUUCUAUCACGAACGUGCUUCUUGACCUAUACACUUUACCCGACGCGUCCGUAGUUGUCGAGGGUCUGCGAGGGGAGUGCAAGCGGGUGCUGUCGGCGCACGAAGGAGUCUGGAGCAAAGCAGCCAUCGGCGAGCUUCACCGCGUUGAUUCUACGAUCAAAGAGUCUAUGCGGCUCCGCAGCUUCGGCCUGAUUGGUACAAACCGAGUUGUUACUUACGAGAAUAGUAUCAGGUUCGGCGACGGCACACCAAUUCCAGCUGGCGUGCGAAUUGCAACGCCUAUCGAUGCUAUCUACCGUAACUCCCAGUUCUACCGGGCGCCGGACGACUUCUAUACCUUUCGGUUCUCUGAACAGAUCGAGACUAAAGUCACGCUAGUAUUGACCAAGAAGCAUCAUGAUACUUGCGGAGACAGUGCCGCAGGAGGCAUCUUGGCCAACAGAGAACACGCCCUCGUAACUACUUCCGAUACAUUUCUCGUGUUUGGUUACGGUCGACAUGAGAUGAAGCUGAUGCUCGCUCACGUCGUUAUGCAUUACGAUUUGCGUAUAGAAGGUCCGCGGCCAAAGAAUACCGAUCUAGGCAUUGCGUCUUUACCAAGUCAAAAGGUCAAGAUCCAGAUAAGGAAGAUAGUGUAA